CUAAGGUCCGGUCUAUCGUUCGUCCCCGGGACCCGAUGUGUGAGACAUCUCACAUGAUGUGUUGCGCGGUAUGGAACAUUCAGGGCUGAGGUCUAUUCAGAGUCUCAGAGCAUUGCAUAAACGACACAGCUCGGGCUUCGGCGUCCGACAUUAAAAAAACCGGUGGACCGCGGCUCGGGGUCUUCGGGUUCGGCUCGGCACCGAACCUUUCUUCGUCCCAGGGACUGAUGAGAGUUGGCAAAGGGACAGGGAAUGCAGUAGUCAUUGUAUCGACAGUGCGGUGCUAUCCUCCAUCGUGCAAGCGCAAUCGACCCCAAUCUUAAGUCCUUACCACCGUCCGUGUGCUUACCAAUUCAUUUUCACGCCGGGCAUAGCUGACCUCGGCCUGUCCUUUGUUACAGUCCCAGAUUCAGGCCCCCAUGGUUUCCCAAAACGAGGGCGACAGCCAAAUCAGACAAUAUGUGGCGACCCAGAAAGGCGGCCCCUUCGCCGUGACACACGCGCCGUAUCCUACCCCGGGUCCGAACGAGCUGUGCAUCCGUAAUGUCGCGGUCGGAUUGAACCCGCUGGACUGGAAGAACCUCUACCACGGCGAGAUGGUGAAGGCCUGGCCCGAGAUCUUCGGUAUCGACACAGCAGGCAUUGUGGUAGCGGUGGGCGAGAAUGUGACUGCCUUCAAGCCCGGCGAUGCCGUCAUGAGCCUUUCCGGGCACGGCGGCCGAGCCGGUGCGUUUCAGGACGUCACUACCGUGCCGGCGAACUUUGCCACCAGGAAGCCGGUCGACUGGACUUUUGAAGAGGCCUGCUCUGUUCCUAUCUGUUACCUCACGGCGGCGGCAGCCGUUGCCAAGGGCUUGGGCGUUUCUCUGUUCCAGGACCAAGCCGCCUCAAACGCCCUGCCCCUUAACAGUAUCCUCGUUCUGGGCGGCAGCUCUGGAGUUGGCGCAUCGGCGGUGCAGUUACUGCGAGCUGCGCUCCCGCAUGCCGCAAUCCUAACGACCAACUCGCGCAAGCACAAUGUCCACGUCUUGAGCCUCGGGGCCACGGCAUGCAUCGAUCGCAAUGAACCAGACAUUGUUGCGGCCAUCAGAGCCGCUUCGCCCACGGGGCAGGGAGUGGACGCUAUCCUCGAUGCCGUAGCUGGCGUGCCAGACAACGGACAGCUAUUCGAGACACUAAGAUCUGAUGGCCCCAGAUUGUACAGCCAGGUCUUUACAGGCACUCACCAGCUGGCCAUUCCCGAGAGGGUGUCAGCACAAACGGUUUUCGGUCGCAUGGUGUUUCAGAUGCCGGGUGGAUUCUGGGCAAUGGAGAAGCUUUCAGAGAUGGUGUCCCGCGGACAGUUCAAGCUCCCGUUACGGGUUGUGGUCGUUGGUAAAGGCCUUGAAGCCAUUGGCAGUGGACUCGAGAUUCUGAGGGCCGGCGUCAGUGGAACGAAAUUAGUUGUGUCCUUGUAGCUCAAAUAUUCUUUUACGGCAUUGCUGCAUGCUGAAACCAUACAUGAAACCAUA
This is a messenger RNA of Chaetomium strumarium, 1511 nucleotides long. RefSeq names its product chaperonin 10-like protein. NCBI's taxonomy places the organism in Eukaryota, Fungi, Ascomycota, Sordariomycetes, Sordariales, Chaetomiaceae. The record is from RefSeq and is a predicted model, not a curated record. Gene Ontology annotation, molecular function: oxidoreductase activity, acting on NAD(P)H. The coding region runs from base 420 to 1457 and encodes 345 amino acids. The transcript is spliced from 2 exons.